GUGAGUGUGUGCGGGUGUGCGGUGUACAAGUACCAGCCAUCGAGGUGUCGGAAAAUCCCCUCGAAGCGACUUUAAAACGCGCGCCUAACACACGCUACCUGAGAAAAUAUACUUUAUAUUCCCCUCGCAAUAACCAAAAGAAAGUUCACUAAAAAAUUACAAAUCAACCAUAUAAAGUUACUAACAGAAAUUAUACCUUAACCAGAGCACACAACACGAUUUCGAAUCGAAAGCCAAAAAACCGAAUGCACAUCAACGACAGCAUCAAACAGCAGGAUGCCGACCCGUCGCCAAUGAUGAUUUAGUUGUAGAUGGAUUUCGAACCGAAUCUGAAGCUAUAGUUGAACCUGAAACUGAACCCACAAGUCGAGGAGAAGGAAGGACGUAGGACGGAUGAAGGCAGCGCCAGCAGAACGGAAAUGAAAUCAAAUCGCACAGCUGUUUUUCCACGCUUUUCCGCCGCGACGAGCAGCUGCAGCCGGCGGCAAUAAUAACGCCUUUGAAUUAUGGCCAAAGUUAAUUAAGGGCCAGGAGUGAGCGAGCCCCAAUACCCAGGACACGGGACACAGGACACAGAGCACAUAUAAAUCGCAUAAAUCAAUCGGAAUCCGCGAGCUGGGACAACAUGUGAAUGGCACAAUCCCAAUGUCAAUGCCUAUUUACAUGGCCAUCGAUGAAAAAUGGCCCAAACAAUAUGGUUUGGCCGCCAGGAGCAAGGAUAAUUGCAGCCACAGGAGCAGCAACAAUAGCAGCCACAGUCAAAUUGAAAACGCAAUGACUUAAAAUCGGCUUACGAGCGACGGCGGAUGCGUGAUUAAUUGCACUUUAAAUACAAACAAAAAUAAAAACGAAUCAGUACGAAAAUACCAGAGAAAACCAACACACCAACCACUUCAACCAAGAAAACAAACCAACAUUAAAGCGAACGAGAGUGUGGAAUAACAACGGUCAAAAUGUUGCCAACAAAUGUGAUGUCAUUCAUGAAGAAGAUGGUGGCCACCGAUGAGCAGGCGAACCAGGGCCAGCAGGGACAUGCGACAGACUCCGGCGGUGGGGCCUCCAACACGGGUGCCUUGAACAAGAUGAAGGCGACGCUAUCCUCGUCGCUGCUAACCGUCACAGACAAAGUUAAUAAAAUGUCGCCACGCCCCUCGCUGGUUCCGACGGAUGCGGACACCAGCGGCAGUUAUGGCUCGCCCAGCUAUCAGCAGCAAGGACAACAGCAGCAGCAGCAGCAGCAGGACUCCUCCGGCGGCAAUCUGAACAACAAUAAUAACAACAGCAGCAGCAGCACUGGAGGAGGAGCUGGAGCGGCGGCCAAACAGGAGCCAGGACGAAGGGCCGGCGCCUGCCGGGUGUGCCUGAAGUCCUUCAAGCCGGACGACUACCACAAGACGUGCUUCGAGUGCCAGCAGCGAGUGUGCGAGGACUGUGCCAGCUACAGCAAACUGGACGAGCACGAGGAUGCGACCAUGUGGCGUUGCAGUGUUUGCCGUCGGAAAAUGGCCUCGCGGGUCUGCAUUCCGCAGGACUCGACGGACUCCAUGCUGGACGUCCCGGUGCUGGAGGCCUUGCAGCGGCGUCACUCGGACGCCAAGCUGGGCAGCUCCACGCAAACCCUGGCUCCCAGCAAUGGUGCCGCCCUAGCCCCGCCACGGAGUCCCGAGCUGCGACGGCACUCGGACGUUUCGCCCGCAUCCUUAAAGGAGCUGGAAAGGCAACUCAAAGGCGGACGCAGCAUGGCGCCCAGUCGCUCCAAUAGUCCACCGCGUGGCGAUGGACAGGAGCCACCCUUUGGAGCGCCCCUGUCGCGUAUGCAGUCCCGAAGGGGUUCCCGGGUGGCAAGGCAGCAUAGCUACGAUGAUGAUAUGAAGGCUGGACCCGUGGGCGGCAGCAUGGGCGGUGGCGGUCCGGCGCUAGGCAUGGCAGCAGAUGGUUCUGGACUCGGUAUACCAGCCAUGCCGCGCAGAAAGUCCGCCUACGAUGUGUUUGCACCCGGACUAGUGCAGGCCGGUGCCGCUCCUGCCACUCAGCUGCAGAGAUCACCGGGCGAGGGUGGCAUUAUGCCACCCAUCCAGCUGCCCGGCUCGAGAAGACCCUCCUUCCGGGUGCCACAUGCCUCGGAGGAUAUCCAGAAUGAUGACUCGCCGGGAUCACCGGACAAGGGCAGUCCCGUGCUCACCGUUGACGAUGACCGACGAAUGCGGCGACGUGGUUCGCAACUACCCGAUAUUGCCAUGCUGCAGAAUCGCGGUGCUUUGCCGGCUGUGCCACCCUCAUCAAUACCGCCUCCAAUGGCGUCUUUUACCGGUCCCAAUCUCGAGGAUUUGGAGGCGCCGCGACGACAGACCUCCAUGGAUGGCGAGGCCAUUCGGAUUGUAAUACACGAUGUGGAUUCCGGACCGAUUUGUGCAUCUAAGCGGCGCAUCAUUCUGCGUCGAGAUCCCACGGACAAGGCGCACCGCACACGUGGCUUCGGGAUGCGAGUCGUUGGUGGCAAGACUGGAGCCGAUGGUCGUCUCUUUGCCUACAUUGUAUGGACGGUGCCCGGCGGAGCAGCGGAGAAGAAUGGCCUGCAGCAGGGCGACAAGAUACUGGAAUGGAAUGGAAUGUCCUUGAUCGAUCGAAGCUUCGAGGAGGUCUGCUCCAUUAUGGAUCGCACCGGGGACAUUGUGGAGUUGCUGGUGGAGCAUGCCACGGAUUUCCGGAUGUGCGAUUUGUUCGACGAGAAUCUGCCGCCGGGAAAUGCCGGUGGACAGAGUGGACCACGGCGUUCCGGGGACGGACCCGUGGGCCUGGGCCUCAUUGCGGAACCCGAAACCACAACAGACAAAUCACCAGCAUCGCCAACUAGACGGAAAUUACCAAAAACUCCGGAGCAAAUUGCCCGCGAGAAACUGGUCACCGGUCGCGUCCAGAUCCAGGUCUGGUAUCAUGCGGAGCGCCACGAGCUCGUCGUCUCCCUGAUGGCCGGCGAUGACCUGGCCUUGAGGGACGAGGCCUAUGGACAUGGCAACCUGCCGGAGGCAUAUGCCAAGGUCCGCAUUCUACCCAAAUGCGGCGAUGGCAGUGUGCAGCAGACGGAGGUGAGUCGGCCCACCCAGAAUCCGAUUUGGAAUGCCACGCUGACCUUUGGUCAUGUGAAGGCCGAUACCCUAAUGGAUCGCUAUAUAGACAUUCAAUUGUGGGACUUGGUGCCACAUACCGAGUCCAUCUUUUUGGGCGAAUGCAGUAUUGAGCUGCAGCAGGCCUUCCUCGAUGACCAGGCCAUCUGGUGUCGGUUGGAGGACACCAAGGGGUUGCGUGGCAUUAGUAUUAGCAAAUCACCUAGCGUGUCGCCACGUGGCUCCAUUGCUGCCGGAGCUGGUGCUCCCUGCGGCGAUGUGACUCGACUGCUGAGGCGAGACUAUAAUAUGCAGCGCUCCAUCUCCGAUGAUGUAGACUCCAUCGGAGAUGGGACAUCGCUGCUGCAUCCGGAUCAUGCUUGGAUUGCCGGCUCGAGGCGUGGCUCCUCGCAGUCGGAGACCAUGGAGGUGGAGGUCUACCAGCUGGGCAAGGACUUCUCGCGCUCAUUGCCGGGUUCGCGUCGAUCGAGCUUCCAGGAUGCCGAACAAAAGCGGCUGCAAGAGGAGGACGCCAUGGCCACGCCGCCCACCUCCUAUCUGGUGGGCCGGCGCCGUUCGUCUGUGGCUCGACGCGAUCCGGAUGAGAUCUUGAAAUCCUUGAAGGCUGUGCGCGGGGAGCUGGGACGGACCAUGAGCCUGGGCACCGAGCAGCACAAGCGUAUGGGAUCGCGACGUACCAGCCGGGUUGGCCUGCCCAGCGGACCCAACAGCCGCAAGAGCUCCAUCCUGGACCUGACCCAGCAGCACCAGCAGCAGUUGCAGCAACUGCAGCAGCUCCAACAACUCCAGCUCCAGCAGCAGCAGCAGCAGCAUCUCCCGAUGGGUGUGGGCAAUGCGGACACCAGUCCACCAUCCGAGGACGAGGACAAACGCUAUCGACCACGCUGGAAGGGCUCGGGUAGCCAGCUACCGCCCCAGAGUCCUAAGCAGGCUCUCUCCCGGCUCAAGCAGGCCGCCUCCGUAUCGAAUGUGACCCAGGAUGCAGGCAGGCAGAGUCAGUUGCUCUCCACCGGCCAGUUGCAGCAGCAACAGCGCAAGGGCAGCAUGUUCCAGCUGGGCGAAUCCCAGGCUCCAGCUCCGGCGGCCACUACAACCACCACUCAGCUGCAGCGUAAGGGUAGCAUGUAUGUGGCCAAGGUCACGGAGACACCGCCUCUGGGCACACCCACCCGCAAGGGCAGCGUGUACCAGAGAAGCGGCACCGGUUUGGGCAUGGACACCAGCCUGGGUGUUGGCAAUGCCGGCGACAGUCCACAGCGGAAACAGAGCGUGGUGAAGACCCUUAGUGGCAGCUAUGUGAACACAUCACCCAUCACGGGCGGAGAGUCCAGCUACGGGCUGAAGCUGGGCCCCUCGCAAAUCCAUCCCAAGGGCUAUCGUCUGACCACUGCCCGCUACGGGGAGCUCAAGAUGGGAUUCGUCAAGAUCAAGGGCAACGUGGAGGUGGAGCUAAUCUGUGCCAGGAACAUUGUCAACGAGGACUGUGAGACGCCGCCAGAUACAUAUGUCAAGUGCUAUAUCAAGGACGGUGACCGGCUGCGCCACAAGAAGAAAACGCGGGUGGUGCGGCAUGCGGCGGAGCCCUUCUACCGCCAGACCAUUAAGUACCAGAGUUCGGACGUCUUUGGCCGUAACAUCGUCAUCAUGGUGUGGCAGAGGUGCGUGGGAUUCGAGCACAACCAGGGAUUGGGUGGAACGGAGGUGAACCUGGACAAGGUGAACAUUGGACAGCACAUCAAUGGCUGGUAUCCGCUCUUCCCGAUGCACAGCUAUGGCGGCUCCGACUCGGACAACUCUCCCUGACCGAACAACGCCACCGCCGCCGCCGUCCAUCAGUUGCGGGCGCAGUGCCGGAGUCCCAAGGACUCGGAGUUAUCACUGCAAGCUCAAUUUGUUAGCGCCUAAGCAGGAUCAAUUUGGAGCAUCCUUACUAUGCAGAUAUAAACCCUUGCAUUCCCUAGAGCAUUAUGCAUGUCCCUUCCCUCCCCUGUAUAUGUAUUAGUUAUAGUCAAAUGAGCUUAGCACAUGGGCUGGCAUGGAGUUAAAAGGAUCAGAUCGGUUUGGAUUGGAUCAAUAUUGAAAUGGGGUUAUGUUACACUAAAGCAGGGAUGCCAUGUCCUGGCAUCCUUGUGCACCAAUCACUCGUGGUGAGAGAGCUUUGUAAGUAAGGUACGGUUAGGCAGCACUAGAAACAAACAAAAUAAAAAGGGGAAUUACCAAUAUCAGAAGAGCACAAUAAUUGAGGAAUCGGAGUACCAGAAGCAUAUACAUACAUAUGCAAACACAUUUAUAUAUAUUUUUGCUUGUUGUGUUUGUGAAAGUUUAAUGUUGUUUGAGAAUGGAUUGAAACGGGGCACCAAAAACAAAAUAAAAACUACAAUAAUGUUGAAAUUUUCGAGGCAACGAAGCGGGGAGAUCCUUCAGUUGGGAUCUCUUCCCCCCGGGAGAAAAGGGAUUUAAAGCUUGGUAGCUGAACGAAGGCAUAUAUCCAAUUAAGUGUUAAUUAAAUGUUGCGCUAUAAAAAUCCAAUAACCAAAAAAUUAAAUAAAAGCCUAUCUGUACAGCUGAAAACCCCGCAAAGGUUUCAACUGCUCUCCUCUCCCCAAAAAAAGAAUAAGAGAACUCACACGAAAUAUGUAUCUGAGUAUCUGGAGAACUAUACAUCUGAAUAUCUGAAAAUCUAAUGAGUAUCAAAAUUAUAUCGAAUAAUAUCUAAAGAAUCGAAUGAAGGAUAUCUAGUUUAAAACGACAAUCUUUAUGGGUGUGCGCUUGUGUGUGGGGAUGUAAGAACAAAUUUGAGAUUCGAGUGCGACUAACGCGUGAUUAAGACGAAUUUACUGUAGUCAUUUUAUGGUAGGGCAUUGAUUGCACAACACAGCAGAUAAACAGACAUCCUUCUCUUCCGCACAUCCUUCGCUUCCUUUAUUUCCACACACACACAGACAGAAAAAAAACAGGACAAUCUCUUGUAAUGAAAAAGUGAAAAAUUUACAUUUUCGUAACUUGUGUAUAAAUCUACUCGUAAUAUCUAAUCAACGUUCAGCCUAACGACUUGUGAGUUUCAAACUAAAGUUACAAAAUAUAUAUAUAUAUACUCUAUAUAUAUAUAUUUCUUUAUACAAGGCUUACACUUUAGAGAAGUACUUAAAAUGCGAAGCAGAGACAGUGUGGAACUUUUACUGUCCCAACGUUAGUUAAUGGUCCUUAACUCCGACCCAUUUCCGCGCGAAACUUAACGACUAUUUAACUAUAUCUCGGUAUCUGUAUCUCUAUCUGUAUCUUUAUCAGCAUCUGCAUCUUGGUCUGCAUCUGUUAUCUAUCCGUUUCAAGGGCAGCUGCGGGCUUCUUUUAUUGUUAGAUGUUGCUUUAAAGCCCCAUAAAUAAAAGAGAACAAAUACUUAGUACAGCAGAUAAUCCAUUUGUCUGAGCAUAGCCAUUGUUGUAUCUUGUAAGUACUUGGUAGUCGUCAAGGUAGUCAGGGUAAAAAAAAAAUAAAGAAGGAAAAGUGAAACGUAGACACAAUGAUAUAUAGAUUCCUCUUUUUCUCUCGGUUAACUAAUUAAUUACUCUUCGCAAUCCGGCUGUUGACUUGCCCAAGUUGUUCUAUAAACGAAAACUAAAAUGGUUGUGCUAUCUCAAAAUUAAAACUACUAUAUACUAACUAACUAAACUAAUGUAAUUACUAAUUACUGAUAUUCGGACUCAUUGUUUGAGCUACUUUUUAGGCCAGAAAAAAAAAACAGAAAAGAAAAGAAACACGCUACUAUGUCUUAGGUCUAUUUGGUCUAUUUUCUACUAAACCCAAACCCUAACUCUAAUUCUAAUACGUAUUCUACUUAGUCCGGUAUGGGAGUACCUUGGAAACACUGUAAAAAUAACACCAUAUCAGCGUGUAGGCUGGAGAGAAAUAUUUGUGGGGAGGAUUGCGCUUCAAAAGUGCCGAUGGGCUGUAGCAAGGCUUAUAAGGAUACAAAUCUUAACUAACUUGUUAAACAAAUAAACUUAGCAACACACACUAUGUAAAACCAAAUAUGAAACCCGUACAUAUUAUAUAAAAAUAUAUAUAUUAUA
Messenger RNA from Drosophila serrata, 7196 nucleotides. It is a transcript of the gene Fife, whose product is annotated as regulating synaptic membrane exocytosis protein fife. Lineage: Eukaryota; Metazoa; Arthropoda; Insecta; Diptera; Drosophilidae. The record is from RefSeq and is a predicted model, not a curated record. Gene Ontology annotation, molecular function: transmembrane transporter binding; small GTPase binding. Gene Ontology annotation, biological process: regulation of membrane potential; positive regulation of synaptic transmission; calcium ion-regulated exocytosis of neurotransmitter. Gene Ontology annotation, cellular component: presynaptic membrane; cytoskeleton of presynaptic active zone.